Messenger RNA from Drosophila bipectinata, 665 nucleotides. RefSeq names its product Dorsal interacting protein 1 (gene Dlip1). Gene Ontology annotation, molecular function: zinc ion binding. Gene Ontology annotation, cellular component: nucleus. Lineage: Eukaryota; Metazoa; Arthropoda; Insecta; Diptera; Drosophilidae. The record is from RefSeq and is a predicted model, not a curated record.
GUUGGCUCAAAAAAACAAACUCUCACGAUUGAAGAACUUUUUGGAAAAACUGAAGCGAAAUGGACAUUUUUGAGAGCUUCUGCCGAACCUGUGGCAACGAGUGCCUGGAGCCAUUGAACAUCUUCGAGGAGAGCACCAAAACAAUGGACAAAUUGGUUCCCAUCGCCGAGCUGAUGUCCACUUGCCUUCCUGCCAGUUUGCCGCCUCUGGACUUCGCAGAUGAUUACCCCAAACAAAUAUGUCGCAUUUGCCUAAGGAAGCUAUCCCUGGCCUACGAAUUCCAUCACCAGUGGCUCGGAGCCUACAGCGAGUUUAAUGUGGCACUGAAAUUCGAGCAGCGCAGGAAGCGAAGCAUUGCUAACAAAACACAGAAAUCAAAAACAGAUGAGACACCACAGACACCCGUGGAGCGCGUCGAGGAGGCUUCGCCGGAGGUAGCGGAUGCCGAUUGGAUGGGUUCCCUGGCUGAAGAAGCACCCACUUCUGCCCAAGAGAAGGAAGUUAAAAGUACGAGUGGUAUGGACAAACAAAGUUGUGCACGGCGGCAUCGGUGCACCGUUUGCAAUGAGCGAUUCCUCACAGAAAAAGCUUGGCGUUUUCAUUACAAAUUCGCACACAAGUCUCAAGAAUAAUCAUCGUUUGGAAGAAGUCUUCAAAUGACCAUA